CUUCCCAUGGAAGGUCGAUGCCUGCGUUUGCUGAGGCUCUAGGAUUCUGUUGUUUGCUGUUUAAUUAACUGAAGAGUCCAGUUUUUCCCAUGAACCAUCUUUCACCUCGGGAAGAUAGAGGUGCAAAGUAGGUCAACCAACAUGAGUGGCCUUGGGGACAGCUCAACGGACCCUGCCAACCCCGACUCUCGGAAGAGGAAAGGCUCGCCCUGUGAUACAGCCCAGAGCAAUGAAAAGCGGCGACGGGAACAGGAGAACAAAUAUUUAGAGGAGCUGGCAGAGCUGCUGUCUGCAAACAUCGGGGACAUCGACACUCUGAGUGUCAAACCCGACAAAUGCAAGAUCCUAAAAAAGACGGUUGAUCAGAUCCAGCAGAUGAAGAGGUUGGAGCAAGAGAAAGCAGCUGAUGAUGAAGUCCAGAAGUCCGACAUCUCGUCCAGCAGCCAGGGGGUGAUUGAGAAGGAGUCUCUGGGACCUCUUCUUCUGGAGGCAUUGGACGGCUUCUUCUUCGUUGUGAACCGCGAAGGGAGGAUCGUCUUCGUCUCUGAGAACGUGACCAGCUACCUGGGUUAUAACCAGGAGGAGCUCAUGAACACCAGUGUCUACAGCAUCCUGCACGUGGGGGAUCACGCUGAGUUCGUCAAGAACUUGUUGCCGAAGUCUCUAGUAAAUGGAGUUCCUUGGCCUCAAGAAGCAACCAGGCGCAACAGCCAUACCUUCAGCUGCAGGAUGCUGAUCCGGCCGCCUGACGAGCCGGGCGCGGAGAACCAGGAGGCUCGUCAGCGCUACGAAGUGAUGCAGUGCUUCACCGUCUCCCAGCCCAAGUCCUUCAAGGAGGAAGGAGAAGAUUUCCAGUCGUGUCUGAUAUGCAUUGCGAGACGAUUACCUCGACCAGCAGCCGUCACCCCUUCUGAAUCCUUUGUGACCAAGCAAGACACCACAGGUAAAAUCAUCUCCAUUGACACCAGUUCCCUGAGAGCCGCCGGCAGGACGGGCUGGGAGGAUUUGGUGCGGAAAUGCAUCUACGCUUUCUUCCAGCCUCAGGGCAGAGAGCCAUCUUACGCCAAACAGCUCUUUCAAGAAGUGAUGACACGUGGCACGGCCUUCAGCCCCUCCUAUCGAUUCACCUUGAGUGACGGGACAGUGCUUAGUGCCCACACCAAGUGUAAGCUCUGCUACCCCUCCAGCCCGGAGAUGCAGCCCUUCAUCAUGGGCAUCCACGUCAUUGACAGGGAUCACGGCAUGCUCUCACCCCAGGAGAACACUAACUCCGCGAUGUCCCUUCCCCGGGUCAGCCCCUCGCUGAACCCCAGCAUCUCCCCGGGGCAAGGCAUGGCCCUGCCACCCUCCAUCCCUCCCUCCAACGGCAGCAUGUUGGCCACCAACGUGAACCAGCAGCCAGGCGCCGGCCUCCACAACUCCAGCAGCCAAACCGGUUUUGGAUGUUCACCUGGGAACCAGAUAGGAGCCAACGUUGCCUUAAGCCAGGGACAAGCCGGUCCCCAGAACAGUAACCACACUUUGAACCUCAGUAGCUCCCCCAUGAAUAGUCCAGGGAUUACCCCACCGCAGUUCAUGUCUCCGAGGCAUCGGGUCAGCCCAGGGCUGGUGCCCAGACCCAGAGUGCCCAGCAAUCCCUUCUCGCCCACCAUGCCCACCAUGCACUCCCCCGUGGGCAUGGCCAACAGCGGCAGCGGGGGCGGCAGUGGCACCGGUGGCACCAGACCCUUUCCCAGCGCCCCCAUAAACUCUAUGCAGGGGCUGACGGAAGGUCCCAGCACGCCGGUGGGCUACUCGACGCCACCCCCCGUGCCGAGACACCAUAAGCUGGUCCAGCUCCUGGCCACCACGGCGGAGCAGCAGCUUCGACACGCCGAUGCGGACACAAGCUGCAAAGAUUCGUUAGCCUGUGCAGGCACCGCUGGCACCUUGGCCUCCGGCAACCCUCCCAGCAGCACCUGCCCUUCCUCCCAUAGCUCACUGACUGAGCGACACAAGAUUUUGCAUAGACUCCUUCAGGAGGGCAGCCCUUCUGAUAUUACCACUCUGGCCAUGGAGCACGAGAAGAAGGAGAACGCCCCAGACCCCGCCACCACCCCGACGGCUCAGAGCCAGCUGCCGGGAACCCCGGACAUCAAACUGGAGCCAGACGCGCUGAAGAAAAAAGAUGUCAAGGAUCACCAGCUCCUGCGCUAUCUGCUGGACAAGGAUGAGAAGGAGCUUGCUGCAGCCCCGGCACUGAGCCUGGACGAUGUGAAGGUGAAGGUGGAGAAGACGGAGCAGAUGGAGCCCUGUAACACGGCCCCAGUGCCGCUCGCCAAACCUCCUGCCACGGAGGAGGUCAAGCUGGAGUCGCAGGGCCAGUUUGCUGCCGAACUGGAGCAGCUGGACCAGCUCCUGCCCUCGCUGGAGAAGGCGGCUCAGCUGCCCGGCUUGUGCGGACCGGAGAGAAACGAGAGCGGCGUGGCCGGCGUCCCCGUCAAACCGGAGAUGCUGGCAGCCCCCCUGCAGCCCAGCACCGCUGCCAGAGCCCCCACGGGACUCAACCCGAUGAACAGCGGGCAGGGCGUGCAGGCUGGUCGGACCCCCUUUGAGUUCUGUGACCCCCUGGAGCCAGCGCAGCUGAGGCCGGUUCCUUGUCCUGCGAGCAACGGCAGCAGCCCGCACGCCCGCGGGCCGUCCCAGCAGGGCAGGGGGACGGUGACCGCACCAAACCCCUUCCCACCCGACACAGGUACGCCUGAGCUGGAGAUGGUGCCGGAUCACCAGUUUGGACAGCCGGGAAUGGGGGAGCAGAUCCCCUGGACGGACGGAUAAAUGGCAGCCAUGAAUCGAGGCGCGCUGAAUAAACCCGAAGACCAGUGCAUCACCUCGCAGCUGGAUGAGCUCCUGUGUCCUCCCACCACGCCGGAGGGUCGGAACGACGAGAAAGCCCUGCUCGAGCAGCUCGUCUCCUUCCUCAGCGGCAAAGACGAGACGGAGCUGGCCGAGCUGGAUCGAGCUCUUGGGAUCGACAAACUGGUCCAGGGCGGCGGGCUGGAAGCCCUGACGGAGCGGUUCCAGCCCCAACAAGCCACCCCUCCGCUCAUGAUGGAGCAGAAACCCAGCAUGUACCCCCAGCCUUACUCCUCCGCCUCUCCCACCACCAACCUCCCCGGCGCCUUCCCCGGCAUGGUCAGGCAGAAGCCGUCCUUCGGACCCAUGCCGGUGCAGGUACCGCCGCCCCGCGGCGCCUUCCCCACCAGCAUGGCCAUGCAACCCCGGCAGACGCUCAACAGACCCCCGACGGCCCCCAACCAGCUGCGACUUCAGCUGCAGCAGCGGCUGCAGGCUGCAGGGGCACUGAUCCAUCAAAACCGGCAGGCGAUCCUCAACCAGUUUGCAGCCAGUUCCCCGGUGGGGAUCAACAUGCGGGCGGGGAUGCAGCAGCAGAUCACGCCGCAGCCUCCCCUCAACGCCCAGAUGCUGGCCCAGCGCCAGCGCGAGCUCUACAGCCAGCAGCACCGGCAGCGGCAGCUCAUGCAGCAAGGAGCCAUCCUGAUGAGACAGCAAAGCUUCGGAAACAACCUCCCUCCCUCCGCCGGGCUGCCGGUCCAGAUCGGAGCCGCUCGCUUGCCCCAAGCGCCCCCCCAGCAGUUCCCUUACCCACCAAACUACGGUACGACCCCGGGAAACCCUCCCACCUCCACCAGCCCCUUCUCGCCGUUGGCGUCCAACCCCGAGGCCGCGCUGGCUAACCGCAGCAGCAUGGUGAACAGGGGGAUGAUGGGCGGCGUCGGAGGGCAGUUCGGCGCCGGGAUGACCCCGCAGAUGCAGCAGAACAUCUUUCAGUAUUCGGGAUCAGGCAUGGGUCAGCAAAGCGAACCCGCCUUUGCCCCGUCGCUCAGCCCCAGCAGCCCCCUGAUGUCACCCCAGCUCCCGCCUUCGCAAAGCCCCAUGCUGCAGCCGGCCCCGCCGACGCCGGGCUACCAGUCGCCUGACAUGAAGACCUGGCAGCAAGGAGCCAUGGGGAAUAGCAACGUAUUCAGCCAAGCGGGGCAGAGCCAGCCGGCGCCUGCUCAGCAGGGCAUGUACAACAACAUGAGCAUCACCGUCUCCAUGGCGGGAGGAAACACCAACGUCCAGAACAUGAACCCCAUGGCCGGACAGAUGCAGAUGAACUCGCUGCAGAUGCCCGGGAUGAACUCCAUGUGCUCGGAGCAGGUAAAUGACCCGGCGCUGAGACCCGCGGGCCUUUACUGCAACCAGCUUUCCUCCACUGACCUUUUGAAAACAGAAGCAGAUGGGGCGCAGGUCAGUAAGAAACUGCUAAGCACAUCUCAGGUACCCCGAGGAGUUUGA
Messenger RNA from Pygoscelis adeliae (Adelie penguin), 4341 nucleotides. RefSeq names its product nuclear receptor coactivator 1 (gene NCOA1). Gene Ontology annotation, cellular component: nucleus. NCBI's taxonomy places the organism in Eukaryota, Metazoa, Chordata, Aves, Sphenisciformes, Spheniscidae. The record is from RefSeq and is a predicted model, not a curated record. Gene Ontology annotation, molecular function: protein dimerization activity; nuclear receptor binding. Gene Ontology annotation, biological process: cellular response to hormone stimulus; positive regulation of transcription by RNA polymerase II. The transcript has 22 exons.